Dermacentor andersoni is the source of this 2961-nucleotide messenger RNA. The record is from RefSeq and is a predicted model, not a curated record. NCBI's taxonomy places the organism in Eukaryota, Metazoa, Arthropoda, Arachnida, Ixodida, Ixodidae.
CUCUUGUGAACACCCUAACAUAUUGCCAACACUGCUCUGCAGGGAAGUCGGCUUUGCGUGCUUAUCAACAAUUCCGACAUGCAGGCCGGAGAGCGUGAAUUAAACGACGGCCACCACGAUGUAAUAGUGCGCUACUUGAAGUUCUCUAAAUCGCAGCGAGCCCAGCGCCUCAAAGUUAUUGACAAAAGUUUCGACGACGUGAAGCAUGCGAGGCUCCUCGAGGAAACGUACACGUCCGAGGAAGUUCAACAAAUCCUCGACGAUCUUUGCACCGUAGUGCGAGCUGAGGUUGAGAGCGAGCUUAUCAACUCGGCUCAUGCAAACGUGGUUCUGCUCAGACAACUCUGCAAGCAAGCGGAACAGUGGCACCUCCAGCUUCAGGCAGAUAUGUCGGAACUUGAAGAUGGAUCGCUAAUUGAAAAUGUUGGUGGCAUGGAACUGGAAGGAUUGAGCACAGGAAAGCAAUUGCAGGCGUCUUCGUCAAGGUCACACAAGUUGAGCCCCCUUGAGGACUCGCACGGACCGAGCGCUCUUCUGCAGAAAGAAAUAGCACGAAUGAAGAGUGAAAAUGCAAUGCUGCGAAGUCGGCUGAAGGAUGUUGAAAGUCAGGUUUCUCAGAUACUGAACCAGAAGUCCGAGCUGGCUGAGAGGUUUAACCAGAAGAAGUGUGAGCUCCUGGAAAGCUUGAGGAACAAGGAAAGAAAAAUGGACGAAUCAACAGAGUUUAUUGAAGACCAAAUGACCAAAGUCAAACUCGAAAUGGAGGAGAGCCUAAACAAAAGCCGGUUGUCGCAGCAAAAAUUGGAAUCUGAUUUGGUAGUGACAAAGCAGAAGCUUCUUGAAGUGCAAGCACAGCUGGACUUGGCCGAAAAAUUGUCUCUCCCAGGAGCUGGAAAAAAAGUUCAGCCAAACCGCAGCUUACACAAACAUGAAGAAGAUGCUGGCCACUAAGAACGAUCAGAUCAAGGAGCUGCGCACUGUGCUGGCUACGUGAGUCGUUGCUUCAAGCGCACGGAAAGCCUCGGGCAUCUCCGCACACUUGCACUGAGGGCUUGUGCACACUGUUGCCUGCAAGCCUGCAUCUUUGUUUGCUCUUUUGUUGUUUCUUUUUUUUUAUUUCUUUAUGUGCAUCCAUCGCAGUGCACGAAAGCGUCGCUGAAGCAUGGGCUUCUCACCUACCACAUUGUAUACCUCAAUCAUACUCUUGUAAAUUUAGUGUCACUUUGAGCGAGCUCACUUUGCUUCAAUGAAUGUGAUUUUGACAACUUGGUGCCAUGCGGCAAAAUGAAAAGCCAUUCAGAUUUGAUGGCAGUGACAAUGGGAGGCUGAAACAAGCACUUCAAGUGGCUAUUUAUAUUUGGGAUUGGCCAUUGUGUGGUGAAUGCGUAUUGUGUUGCUAGAGGCCUAGUCAGGUGACUGCUGACGUUGCCUUUCGCCUCCUGCAUCAUGACAAUCACGUGUUGUCAAACAAAUAAAUAAAUGUUACUUUCUUAAAAUUAAAUAUGUUUUAACAAACUGCAUGGGCAGCAACACCACACGCACCUGGGCAGUAUUCUAAUCCACUGUUCCACAUGCAAGGUAGGUCAUGAUACCGGCUGCUGCUGAAAUAGAGCAUCGCAAUGGAGAGAUGAUUCUCUUGUAGUGGUUUUAUACAAACAUAUUAGUAAGAAAAUUUGCACCAAAAUACAACGCUCCUAGUUUUCUUUCUUCUUUGCUGCUUUUUUUCACGCUUGCAACAGCUAUUGUCAAGGCUGCAUUCGAUGGUGCUGGACGAAGUGAAGCAGGUUCACCAAACAAUGUGACUUUGAGUGUCAUUUCACUCUGCCUUGUGACAUCCUCUAAAGGACACAAAUAUCAAGUAAUGCCUGCCCAAAGUGGCACUAAAUUUGCUCAUGUGAAAGUGUCUCACUCUGGGGCACGCUUUUGUGACACAUGCAUUCUUGUUUCCAAUAGGUUUCAGACUGGAGAGGCGUAGAGACGAGAGAGAUUGUCGAGUUUGUAAAGGUGGCAGUCUGCAGUGUAUAAAGGCAGCUGCUUAGAGCGCUGGAACCUUCUAGUCUUUAUUUAUUAUUUCUUUAUAAUACUAGAUGCUCAACUUUGUCAUUUGGUGCUUUAUGACCACUAUUGUGAUGUCAUUGUCUUUCUUUUUUUCUUGCUUGUUUAUUUGACAUUGCAUUCAAUGUUCUUUGUGUGAUGUUCAGUGCAAUAUAAUUUACUAUGCUGAGAUCUACGACAUGUUCUUUUAUCAAGUAACAUUAACGUUGAAUUUGGUGAUGUAUAAACGCUGUUACUGCACCUGAACACUAUUUUUAAGCGCAUUUUUCACACAUUCAUGGCAAUUUUUGAUGGGGUCAUUCUGUUAUCCUUUGUUUUCUCGUACAUGAGUUCAUAGUACUUUUCACAUAUGUAAAACUAGGUGAAUUUUCUAUAUUUGUACACAGGCAGAUUGGUGACUCACAAAAAAAAGGCCAUUAGAAACACUUCAAUCUGUGAUAGGUAACACAUUUACUGUGAUCACUAGCUGCUUUAACCUGUAUACACGACGCAUUUAAGGCAGCUGGAAUGUUAGCUCUCACCUGUUUGCUAAUGUUAGGAAGAAAAGAAAAGCACGGUUGUCUCUUGUAUAAAUCAAUGUUUUCACAGUAGGGAAAGGCACAUCAGGUAAAUGUGAUAUUUACGGUACGUAUGGGCAGAAUCAACAGGCCUUUCUUUUUGCUUGCAUUUGAAAGUCAAUGUUAAAUCCAGCGAUAGUGAUAGAUUAGGUCCCUCUAUAUCUCCAUUUUUCUCGAGAGCUGCUGAGAAAAUGCCACUUGAGAAAACAAAUAGUAAUACAGUUACACCUCAAUUUGACAAUGAAAUCAAGGCUAUGGCACUGAAGUGCAUCGGACUGAGGAUGUUACGGUAUUGAGCUCCCAAUAGGAUUGUCAUUCUUAUUGAAGCAAAUACAAGAUCUUGCAUUGC